This is a messenger RNA of Bicyclus anynana (squinting bush brown), 985 nucleotides long. RefSeq lists its product as uncharacterized. The transcript has 3 exons. NCBI's taxonomy places the organism in Eukaryota, Metazoa, Arthropoda, Insecta, Lepidoptera, Nymphalidae. The record is from RefSeq and is a predicted model, not a curated record. Bases 73 to 882 code for a protein of 269 amino acids.
CUAACAUACAUUGUGACCGUAUAACCGACGGCAGACAGACGAACCUGCCGUCAGCAGUGCCAAAAGUGCAAUAUGUUUAAAUUAAUAGUGUUAUUGUCGAUAGCGGCAUGCGCUAGUGGCCAAUAUUCGGCAUCGAGGCUAGUCAGAAACAUUUACAAUCAAUGCUUGAGUCAAUAUUCCGUGGAGUGUGUGAAACCCAGAACUCUCGAAUGGAUUUCUCAUGUGGCGAACGAUGAGGAGAUCAAGAUCACUGAUAACCUGUCAAUCGUCAAACAAGCGACGAUCGAAGAUGAAGCUGUUGAUCCAAGGAUGGCAAAGGACUCUACUUACGCGAUAAUAGACUCCGUGGACAGAUUCCUGCAGACUCAUUCAGUGAGAGUUAAAGUACCUGAAGAAAUCGCCAGCAGUGCCGCUUCGGAAUAUGUGCCAAGGUCGCUCCUUACUGAUCUUCCGUCUGAAUUGGAUAUGCCUUUGGACGGCGAAGAAGAAGUAGCGACUUUCGAGGGAAGGAAAAAGAAGAUCAAGCUGCCCAAGCCUUUGAGGAUUAAGAGCAAACAUGGAUUUAUCAAGAAGGUGCUGCUUCCAUUCCUUCUCGGUCUGAAGUUCAAGGCAUCCGUUUUGGUGCCUCUAGCACUUGCCCUUAUUGCUUUGAAGACAUGGAAAGCUCUUACACUGGGUCUCAUAUCUCUUGUUCUAUCUGGUGCUAUGGUAAUCUUCAAGUUCACGAAGCCCAAGGUUGUAAACUAUGAAGUCAUCCACUAUCCUCAACACCACGUAGAACAUCACGUAGACCACCAUGCUCCCGCCUGGGAUGCCCAUGGACCCUACCAGGCAAGGUCUUACGAAGAUGCCCAUGAAAUCGCUUACUCUGGACAAAUAUAACUUGAUGCAUUUACUUUAGGACGGACCACUGAUUAAUUUAUUAAAAUUAUUUAUUAUUUAUUGUUAAUGUAAAUAAAUCUUUAUCAUUUAAGUAUCAAUUAAA